This is a messenger RNA of Morus notabilis, 1567 nucleotides long. RefSeq names its product pectin acetylesterase 12. Gene Ontology annotation, biological process: cell wall organization. NCBI's taxonomy places the organism in Eukaryota, Viridiplantae, Streptophyta, Magnoliopsida, Rosales, Moraceae. The coding region runs from base 87 to 1334 and encodes 415 amino acids. Gene Ontology annotation, molecular function: pectin acetylesterase activity. Gene Ontology annotation, cellular component: plant-type cell wall. The transcript has 12 exons. The record is from RefSeq and is a predicted model, not a curated record.
UUUACUCUCUUCUUUGCUUUUGUUUGAUUAUAUAUAUAUUUUUUUGUUUGGAAACUUGGUUGGUGACAGAGAGUUUGAGGCAGAGGAUGAAUAUGAAGAAGCUUUUGUUGGUUGUUGUUGCAAUAUUAGUUGUUUUUGGGAAAUGGGCUGAUGGGUUUGUGGAGUAUGGUCUCAAUGAAACAGAGAUGUCCUUGAUAGAAAGUUAUGGAGUCUCCAAUGCCAUUCCUAACGCUUUGAUGGUUGGACUUACCCUCAUUUAUGGAGCUAAUGCGAAAGGAGCUGUCUGCUUGGAUGGAACCUUGCCGGGUUACCAUUGGCACCGUGGACAUGGAUCUGGAGCAAAUAAUUGGCUCAUUCAGUUGGAGGGUGGUGGCUGGUGUAAUAGCGUUAGAAACUGCGUAUACCGCAAAACAACAAGGCGGGGAUCAUCAGCAUACAUGGAAAAGCAGAUACCAUUUACAGGAAUCCUCAGUGAUAAAGCUGAAGAAAAUCCUGAUUUUUUUAACUGGAAUAGAAUAAAACUCCGUUACUGCGACGGUGCAUCAUUCACAGGGGACAGUGAACAUAAGGCUGCAAACUUGCAAUUUAGAGGAGAGCGCAUAUUUUGGGCCGGAAUGGAGGACUUAAUGUCAAAGGGAAUGCGGUAUGCUCAUCAGGCUCUUCUAUCCGGAUGCUCUGCUGGAGGUUUAGCAGCUAUUUUACACUGCGACGACUUCCGUAGUUUGUUCCCAAGAACCACCAAAGUGAAGUGCCUGAGUGACGCUGGUUUGUUUCUUGAUGCGCCUGAUGUUUCUGGUGGAAGAACACUAAGAAAUAUGUACACUGGUGUGGUGGGCUUGCAGGGCGUGAAAAAGAAUCUUCCGCGCAUUUGCACUAACCAUCUCGAUCCAACUUCGUGUUUUUUCCCUCAGAAUUUAAUCAACAGCGUUAGGACCCCUCUAUUUAUUCUCAAUGCAGCCUACGAUUCCUGGCAGAUCCAAUCUAGUUUAGCACCGCCAUCAGCAGAUCCCCAUGGCUACUGGCAUGAUUGCAGAUUAAACCAUGCAAAGUGCAAUCCAUCACAACUUCUAUUUCUCCAAGGAUUUAGGAAUCAAAUGCUGAAUGUGAUCAGACAAUUCGCAACGUCUCAUCAAAACGGGUUAUUCAUAAAUUCAUGUUUUGCUCACUGCCAAACUGAGAGGCAGGAUACAUGGUUUGCUGACAACUCCCCUGUUCUCCAUAACAAGCCGAUCGCGCUAGCCGUCGGAGAUUGGUACUUUGACCGAGCAGCCGUUAAGGCCAUUGAUUGUCCCUACCCUUGUGACAACACUUGCCACCAUCUGGUUUUCCGAUGAGCCAAGCUAGGUACUUCCAUAAGCAUGCAUAUAUAUCAAUUGGUGUAUUCUCAAUACCAGAAUUUUAGCUAGUUGAGUAAUAUCUUACAAUUUGUAUUUCUUUUCAAUACUGGAAAGAGCUUAACAAUUCAAAUUGAAACAUCAAACAGAAGGAAAAUAAAAAAAAAACAAAAACAAAUAAGAAUAUUAUUUAGAGGCCACUGAGAAGUGCACAAGUAUGCUCUCAGUGAAAA